GCUGACCCUUUUGUCUUUUAGCUCCUGCUGUCAUCCGACAAUAGCUUUGAUCGGAAUGAAGUGGCUAACAUUAACACACCACUUUCCCCUAUCAACUAACAGUUAGCUAGUUCACGUAAAAUUCAGCUAGCUAACGUUUGUCUUUUUCUGUCCAUAUUAAAGCUAACAAUAGAGCAACAUGCCCAAAUGCCAUGCUACUGAAUGGGGGGGAUAGUUAAUGUCAAUAUGGUCAAUAAAUGCACCCCAUGUUGGUUCAAAUGUAACCAAUUUUAAUAUGUCGCAUGUAUCAUUCACGUAGAGCAAUAAAGCAUGUAUGGUUAAAGUCCCAUCUCGAUGCAUGGCCUCAUUUUAAGAGGUCACAAGCCAACAAGCUAGUGAAGCACUGUUUUAGACGAUAGUGUUCUUUCAACUUUGUGGCAGCAGUUUGGGGAAGUGGGAAAUGGUGUUCCCAGUUUGGUAUGGAAGUACUUGAAGAUCCAUAUUGCACAGCGUCAGUGAUACAAAAUACCUGCAUCCAGGUGCCAAUACCAAUGGAGAAUGAUGAGGGAAAGAAGAUGGGGGAAUCAGAGCCUGUGCUUCAUACACAGCAGCCGUGUCGCUUCUUCUCUCAAGGAAGACGCUGCAAUUUUGGCAAGAAAUGCACAUUCCUACAUAUAAGAGAUGAUGCCAAUGCUCAUGAGAAGAAAACUACCAGGACACACAGCCAUUCAGAUGUCCCUUCUCCAAACUCAGAGGUCUCUGGAGAAGAUGUGGGUCACAGGCCUCCUCCUAGUAACUCUACGGUUACCCCAGCAGCUAGCCGCCGCCGCCCCUGUCGCUACUUUAUCUCAGGCCACUGCACCAUGGAAGACCGGUGUCGCUUCUGGCAUCCACCAGAGUUCCCCCCAGUGGAUCACCAGCCUGUUCCUGUCAAUUACCCAAGACCUGCACAGAGGAUGCAAUCUGUCCCCCGCCCCGGCAUCCUCCAGGAGGUCAAGCUGUGUGACCUGACAGAGGAUGUCGCCAAGCAGCUCCGAGACACAGAGAUCCAGCAGUUGAAGAAGCGCUUUCCCAAAGAUCAGCUAAUUAUUCAGGAACGCAGUGAUGGCAAAGUUACUUAUUACAGGGCGACUGUAGAGGCCACUGAUCCAGACUGGCCCUUUGAUCUGAAAGAAGUCGACAUCAUGGUGAGCUUCCCAGACAGUUACCCCCAGGAGAUUUUCACAUUGGACAUACCGUUGGACCAAGAGCUUCCACCAGUAAUGGCCAGACAUGUACAGCAAGCGUCACUGGAGUGGCUUCAAGCCAAGCAUGCAACCAAUCAGCUUCUGGGAAAGGUAGAGCUGCUCUUCCGGCCUUUUCUUCGCUGGCUAGAUCGUAGCUUGGAGAGACUGUUCACUGAAGGAGCCCGGCAGUUAAAAAAAGAUGUCGAUUUAGAAAAAGCUGGAUUGCAAUUCAUACCGUAUCAGGAGCUCCAGGCAACAGUGUGUGAAAAGUCUGGGAAUGAUCAUUCCUCUGACACCGCUGCUGCAGAUGAGGAUGUCAGUGAUGAUGGAAAACUGGACCAGACAGAGGGCAAAAGGACAAUGGAGGGAGGGAAGUUAGUGCAGCAAGAGGGUCCAGAUUGUGAUGAGGGGGAGGAGGGGGAGGAGAGGGAGGAUGAAGCCAGUCAUCUGGUGGAGAACAUUAAGAUCAGAGAUCCCCGCAGAGGCACAGAGAUGAAGCUGCUGGGACUGAGGAUGGGAGAGAAUACAGCCACAGUAGUGGCCCAACAAAUCACUGUCUGUCUUCAAUGUAACAGGUGCAAGGUAACUGCAGAUCUGUCACUGACUGGAAGGACACCCUGCACAGCUCAAUGUGAAAAGUGCAGUGCAAGCAUCACUGCUGCAUUCAGGCCCUGCAUGCUGCACCAUUACAACGAUGUCCUGGGAUACCUGGACCUUCACAAUGCCGCACCUGCUGACCUUGUACUUCAGGACUGUGAACUCAUUGUGGGCUGCCUUAGCUGCUCCCAGGAGGGCCCUGUGCAGAACCUUUCCUAUGGUCAAACAAAGGAGGUUAAUUGUGAACACUGCCACAGUAAACUCAGUAUUCUGGCUGAGAGCACAAGAUUCCAGUAUAUUCAGCCACGCGUCAACAAAACAGGUCCAAGUGCUUGUGCUGUUAAUUAUAAGAUGAUAAGAGAUCCUGCUGUGCAGAAAGGGAAAGCACUGCCAGAAAAAGGAGGAUGCAAACAUUACAAACAGAGCCAUCGCUGGCUACGGUUUCCCUGCUGUGGACGGGCUUACCCCUGCGAUGUGUGCCAUGAUCAGGACCAGGACCACCCCAUGGAACUGGCCAACAGGAUGAUCUGUGGCUACUGUGCCAAAGAACAGCCAUUUAGCAAUGGAAAGCCUUGCAUCAGCUGUGGAAGCAUGAUGACUAGAGGCGCACGCUCUAGCCACUGGGAAGGAGGACUGGGAUGCAGAAACAAAGUCAAAAUGAGCAGAAAUGAUCGACAUAAAUAUGCCAACACCAACAAAACAAUUUCAAGGAAGGCCGUCGGCGAAAAGAAGUAGACGAAGGAGAGCAUUAUUGCCCUAAUUUGUGAAUUGUGAAUUUUACAAUUGAUUUCAAUGAAAUUGUUCCAUAUUUUACCCAAUAAGUCAUGUUGUUAUGAUUUAUUUUCUGUGAUUGUGAGAAAAUUCCGAUCCAUUCUGUAAAAUUCUUCUGAUUAGAAAACUUUUACAAAUAAUUUCUUUUACCUCCUUCCAUGCAUUAAACUAUUCAACCUUGUACUGGUUAAAAAACUUAA
Molecule: messenger RNA, 2773 nt
Organism: Cyclopterus lumpus (lumpfish)
Lineage: Eukaryota; Metazoa; Chordata; Actinopteri; Perciformes; Cyclopteridae
Exons: 12
Coding region: 459-2537 (692 amino acids)
Cellular component (GO): nuclear envelope
Molecular function (GO): zinc ion binding; nuclear export signal receptor activity
Source: RefSeq, a predicted model, not a curated record